Messenger RNA from Podarcis lilfordi (Lilford's wall lizard), 16729 nucleotides. NCBI's taxonomy places the organism in Eukaryota, Metazoa, Chordata, Lepidosauria, Squamata, Lacertidae. The record is from the annotation of a GenBank genome assembly.
AUGGACACCAUUCAGGAAAGGAAGCUGGGGAAUAAAUGGGUGGGGAAAAUUAAUGAACAGCAGAAAUCACUGCGAGGGAAGGUUGGACUGACAGCCCAGUUGUCAAAUCACAAAGCAAACAACCGGGACACAGAGCGACACCCCUGCUAGCCUAUCGCGUUUCGAGUCCCGCCUUUCACGUCGCAAAUCUCUCCCUCUCCCUAUUAUUGCUUCGUCCUCACCUUCACAACCUCAGCGGGCGCUUAUUGGUCCCCAUUUGAUUGAGAGCGAAUGCUAGCCAAUGAACGACGUCCAUAUAUAAAGCCCCCUUCCAAUGACAGAUGGUGUAGCAUGAAAAGGGGCCGCGCUACGUCCCGGCUGCGCGGCGCAGAGGCAGAGGGCGGCGGGGGCGCCAUUUUGUGAAGAGUCCGGAGCGUGGAUGAGGCGAAGGUAUAUGUGAAAGAAGAAGGAGGAAAAUAAAAAGCCCUAUAGAUAAGGAAAACGACGCCGUUCCGGAGCUGGGGCCUCCUGGUGAGUUCGUUGCCUGGAUAUUAACGCCUCAGGUGGCCAAGGAAGGAGCGGCGACGCUUCUUUCCUUUUUCGCGCUUCGGCCGAGGGGGGGGGGAGUUAAUGAUGGUACCGCCCUUUCUCUCUUGUUUUCUUCCCCCGCCACUUUGGUAUCUCCCUUCCCGGCCUUCGCAGGGAAAUGGGAAGAUGCGAGAGAUUCUCCCUCCUCCCUCCCCCCGCUUACUCCAAAUGGUACAUUCCGAGCUAAUUCAUAUGUGUUGCCUCUGGAAGAGACCAUUGUACUUGGGCGGGGGAGGAGGAGGAAAUAAUCCUCAUCCCCCCCCCUUGAAAGAGUUAGGUGGCGGUGGGACAAAAAACGACCCACGUGAGGCUAUUGGCUUUGGUCAGGAAGUGACAUUUCUGCCCGCGUGUUCCUUUCCCGUGCAGAAGGCAUGGCGCCCGCCCGCCCUCUCUCCUGGCCUAAUCCGGAUUAGUGGUCUAAUGUAGGCUGCGCUCCUGGCCACGCUUUUCUGAGCUCAGUGGGGCUGCUUCAUGAAUAAACAUGGCUGAAGAGUUGCGCGGGUGCGCCAUAUAUAUAUAUAUAUAUGUUAUAUCCUGCCUCUUAGCCCUCACAAGGCAGUGCACAACUGGAGGAGAUCCACUUGAAAUGCAUUUGGGUUGUAUAAUAAUAAUAAUAAUAAUAAUAGUAAUAAAAAAGAAUUCUGAGCAACCAACAAGUCUCAGGAAUGAGUGACAUAAAAACAACUGGGAAAAGUGUAGCAGGUUGCAACAAAUCGAGUUUUUGAGGCAUGCUUGAAGGCUUUGUUAGCUCUGCAGGGAGGGAGUUUCAGAGCCAUGGUGCCACCACACAUGAGCCCACCAGCCUAAUAACUAUGGGAAGGGCAGUAAGGUCACAGGCUUAGUCCCUGGUGUCAUAAAGUCAGGUUCCUGUAACCUGGGGAGAGGUGCUGCCAGUCAGAACGGGCAAUACUGAGCAAGAUGGGCAUGCAAUCUGAUAUUGUUAAAGGCUGUUUUUUCUGUGUUCCCCUUGUGGGCAUGCCAGAAGGGCCUUUGUUGUUGUUUUUUUACAGACACUGAGAAUCAUAAGAGCUAAGGGUGGUCCUUUAGAGAAGCUGGCCACAAAUAUUGAGAGCUUUACAGGUUAGCAUCAGCAUAUUGAAUUGAGCUUGGAAGCUCUCUAGUGACAACUGGAGUAAAGCUGUUCUUACAUGCUCAGGUCUCCUGGUCCUCCUUAGCCUUUGUGCCAUUCAGCCUGCAAGACCCUGCAAAAAUUAGAAGUCAUACAGACUGUUGCUUAACUACAGUAUGCUAGCAUCUUGCACCGGGGCUGUGUUCUGGGGAUGGUAUGUAUAAGAAAAAACACAUCUCUGAACUGCCUCCUUAGAACUGCCCUCAUGUGACCAUCCUUGCCUACCAAGCAAGGCAGAGAGUUUUUAAAUUCUCCACCUUGCUUACCAGGCUCCGGGAGGCUCUUUUGAGAUCUUGUUGCUGGGCCGUCCCAAGAGCCUCCCAGAACCUGCAAAGCAAGCCCGGGAGAUUAAAAGCUUUUUCGCACUGGGAAAAGACAACACAAAAGGCGCUAUUAAACUGGCAUACAUGCAAUUAAUUUGCAGUAUUUAAUUGCGCUUAAGGUGGGAACAUACUGAACUUUUUUUGUUAAAAAAAAUAAAAGUUCCAGAGGGAUCAUGUUUGUCACAUUGAGGAAUACAGUGAGAAGCAGGGUAUGCAUUCUUUAAAUAAAUAAUCAGUUGCUGCAAAAGCAGAAUGCCUUGUGGCACAUCAAUAGGCUGUGCAAUCUUAGAUUUUCUUGGAAGUACAUAUUACUGAGCUUAAUGUGGCUAGUUCCAAAGGAAGCGUAUAUAGGAUUGCAGCAAGAUUGCUAUAUUAUCUUGCCUUUCUCACAGAACCAGGACUCAAGGGGGUUUACAGAAAUUAAAACAACAUGGAUAAAACACAGAAGUUUAAAAGUUAUUAAACAGAGAAUUAAAACAAUAUAAAAAUAAAUCUACUGUAUUAAAAUACAGAUAGUAAAAGCAGCACAGAACUACUCAAAGCCCUUUCUUUAAAAACAGUUCUCAAAAGGCUUUAGGAAUAAAACAAGUCUCCACCUGCCAGCAGAAGGACAGUUAGGAAGGAACCAGUCUAGCUUCUCUAAGGAGUUCCAAAAUUUGGGAACAGCCAUCCAGAAGGCCUUCUCCUGCAUUUCCACCAAAUGUGCUUGUGAAGGUGGUGUAACCCAGAGAAGGGCCUGCCCCAAAGAUCUCAGAACCCAGGAAUGUUUGCAUGGUCUUUCAGAUAACCUGGACCUAAGGUUCAUUUUUAGAUUUGUUCGUCUUUAGAGCUGCCACCCCACUCCUUGCUGCUUUUUCUGAAGGAAAAAAAUCAUUAGUAGUUCCCUGGCCUGGUAUAGAUUGUUGUCAAUUAUUGCUCUAAAUUUUGUAUAAUUUGGGGUGGCCUAUUUAUAUUGGGUCUGUUUUGCAUGCUUAGCAAAUGGGAGUCAAAAACACUUUUGUAUAUUGCCUUUGCCAGCUGCAAUUGAUUCAGUACAGCUAUGCUGCCUGUCUUGAAUUUGGAUUUGCGUUUUAAAAAGUUUAAUUGUUAAGGAAGAGAAUUGGGUUCAGCUCAUAUAGACCCCAGCUUUGAAACAGGGUUAAGUAGGGUUAACUGCUCUGCUCCUGGGGAAGCCCACAAAAGCCUGAUCUUGCAUUUCACUUGGAAUCCUUCAGAAUCAUGUGGCUGCUAAUUGUGUUGUUAGUUUAGAAGUAAUUUGUACAGCACUUAAUAUUGGUGAACAUCAUGUUGAAGAGCUAACAUCCUGCUUUGAGGUAGGACGUGGUGUUCCUGUGAAAGACAGAGAUAGACAGGAUCAGGAGUGAGGGUCUGGUAUUGAUGCCUAGCCAUAAGCUAGGUUUACAGUGAUGGUUUACAGUAUUCUUAUUCUUAUUUAUUACAUUUCUAUAACACCUUUCAUUCAAGAUUCACAGGGACAGUUCACAAUAUAAAAACACAGAAAUGUGUAACAUAGUAACAAACAAAAACACCCCCCCCCCCCAUUUUAGACAGUUUAAUUAGCCAAACGUCUGAGAGAAGAGGGCUGUUGUCGUUUGGUGCCUAGAGAUAUGUAAAUCACAUAGGAGGGGAAUGGGAACAUAGUGAGGGCAGGAUUCGUUCUGUAUGAACAGCACCAGUGAUUGCACUUACACCAGUCCAGAUGUGUAAAUUGCAAAACAGUUAUCCCUGGUGUGCCAAAACCCAUUCAUUGACUGGACAGGUCCUGGGUGCUCGCUAGCUUACAGCACAUAGCUCUUUAUUAGCACCUGUAACACUGAACCUAAUAGCCAGUUUACUUAAAAUUCCAUUCAAUUAGUUUUAUUAGUUUGCAGCAGGAACGGGGUGGGAGGGAGGCAUGAGUCUCAUGAUACCUUAAAGGCUACGAGCUUUUGGUGUCACUUUUUGAAAGCUGAAGCCUGCAAGUGUUCAUGCAAGAUUGAACUAGCUGUUCUGUAAGGAGUUGCCACAGGAUUUGCACAAGACCAGGAGUUUGAAUCCAAGUCUUCCACGUGCUGGGUCAUGCUUAGUAGAAUAAUCUGAAUACAUUAGCCUUCUUCUCUCUUAACAUGCUUCCUUCCAUUUGUUGAGAACUUGUACAAAGGGUGGAAAGGUAGAACGUCUGGGUUCUUCUGCCAGGGACCAUGCAUUGACCUCCCCCAGUAACAUUGAGGAAACGUGGCUGGAAGUCUUUCUUCCUAGCACCACCACAUACUCAUCACCUGUCUCCAGAGUGUUAGUAGAUCUGGUCCAAAAGAGCAUUUCAGUUUGCUUGAAGCUGUCAUCAAAAUGUGUUUGGCAUCAACAACCUUGUACCUGUUUUGCUUAUCACUUUUGCCAAGUAAUUCCAAAAUGACCUGCCCUUCUCUCUUUGUUAUUUUCCCUGCCUGUGCUGACUGCACUAAACAUACCCUAUAUCCUUCCAGGGGUAACAUAGCACAGUAAAGAAAAGGAGUGUUCUGCCUAUGAAUUCCUCUUCUGAGAGACCUGGGGAUUAUUUAUUUAAAGUGUAAAUCUGGGUGGUUUAUCUGCAGUAGUUUCCUGGCAUUUAAAUGCUGGGUGGGAAGGCAGAUAAAACAGUUGGGCUAGAAUUUAAUUAAUGGCUUAUCAAAAUUGGUACCCUGGACUAGGAUGGCUUCCAGUUUUGAACAUGAUGCUAAAAACCAGUAGGUGGGUGCAUGUAUUGCACUUCUGGGGAGUGAUGCAUAGAGCAUUGGGCUGCAGUGCCCUCAUGCUCUUAACGCUUAUGAGGUUUGUAGAGGUUGCUUCUCCUUCAGUUGCAUGCAUCAGAAUCUCUGUGAAGUCUUCCUCCUCCAUCUUUGCUUCAGGGUAUCUGUGUAUGAGCUUCAAUGUACUUCACCUCCUACCACAAGCUUCCUGGUGCCUUUUGACGUCAGCUGUGAGCUUGGGGUAGCCACGUGGGACUGGCAUUCUCUGCGCUGGGGAGGGGGGAACUGGGAGAUGUGGGCAACGUUUCUCGGGUACCCUGACUCAUCCUGUCCCUUCUCCUUUCACAGGGCAGCAAGGCGAAAACCCCCAACCCUUCCUUCACUGGAGCUCAGCUUCGUGUUUUGUUUUUUUAUUUAAAAAAACCCACCCACCCCACCGCACGCACACCCCUCCCAAUGUCUUAGAAUGAGCCGUUUUUUUAUCAAAACGGUGGCUUUGCGGCCCAGCGUUGGCCUUGCAGUGAAGCCAGAGCUGGAUUGAAAGAUGUUAAUUUUGGGGAAAAAAUCACUUUUUUUUUUCCUGCAGCAGCUGGGUUAGAGGAGGAAUCUUUUAGCCUCGCAUGAGCUCACCUCUCUCAGGCAUUUUUAGAAAUGGUGUUCAAAGGGCUUGGAUUGUUUCCUGCCGGGAGCUCUCCCCUGCCUGGUUCUGCAGUAACCGUGGCUGGAACAAGAGGGUGAGAGGGGGGAAAAAAGGACAGAAAAUGAAAGAGAGAGAGAGGAAAAAAAUCGUUACUGACUUUGACCUUUUUACACCUCCGGUUUUUCUAAUCUGGGCUAUUUUUAUUUUUGUUUUUUUACAGCGAGAUUUUUUUGAUCUUCAGCUACAGUAAGUUAUUCAAUUUUUUUCCAAUUUUUUCCUGCCUUUCCACUGAUUUCCUUUUUAUCGUUGUUGCUAGUUACUUAUUGAUAUUAUUGCUACUAUGAUGGUGGUGACUGUGACUAUGAUGAUGUGUUGCUGAUGGUGGUGAUUUAAAAAAAAUGACUGCUGAUUUUUAACCGGAUGAAAAUGGAGUUUUUCUGAGUGGUCCUAACUGACUCUGGGCUUUUAACCCCUUGGGGGGGAAAAACACAACAAGGUUUUUAAAACACAUUUUUUUAAAAAAAGUGGAUUGAUCGCGUUUAACUCUUUUUUUCCCUCCCUCCCUGAUUGCCUGGCUGCUAAGAACGGAACCCAAUUUCUCUCCAGAACUUGUUUGAACAUCUCAGGAAGUUCCUACACUUUUUUAUUUUUAUUUUUUUUAAUUUUUAAUAUUUCAUUUCUGUGCAAUUUUUCAACUGUUGCUGCAAUGUGUCUGUGGUGCUGAUCGCUCGCUAGCAGUGACAGCCUUCCCUUGGUCAGAUCCCGCCCCCCCCUUCCUGUCUCGUACCCUUCAGUUCCCAUCUUGAUAUUUUCCUCCACACCGUCCCUCCCUUACAAACGCCGUCAUGGAUGCCCAGUCUGGAUUGGCAGAGGCAGUUACCUGCGGAGCCUUGCAUGGAGCAGACACAAACCCAUCUUGGCUGAUGGUAAGGGGCUGAGUUGGCUUACUUCCAGGCUUCAGCAGCCAUCCCUCUUAAAGGCCUUGCUGAAAAAGAGUACACACCUGCACUUCAAGCAAAACUCUGUUAGUAGAUGUGAGUGGACCUGUUCAGGUCUUCAUUGCCUUCUGAACAUGCAGCCACUUUAAGGGUUAGAAGUGGGGGAGAGGGGUUGUCUGGUUUUGGGGAGCAAAACCAAGUUCAGCAACCAAGCUCAGUAUAUCUUGUUGCGCUGGGCUUUGUGGGUAGGGGGUGAACUGGCCAGUUUUGUGUGGUGGACUCUUUCUUUUUUUAAAAGUGGCAACAAAACUACACUCCCAGAGUAUAAUUCUGUGUUAAACUUUGCAGUGCAUGCGCACAUACUUGGAAUCUUUUGCCCGUUACUUGACCCUAAUUAACAGAUUGGAACACUCUCUUUUAACAGUUGAGUUAUAUAUAAAAAUACUAGAGUAUGUCACAGUACCCAAGUUACCUUGAUGCAUUGCAGAGAUUAAAGGAAGUCUCUGCCAGCAGACUUAUGCUAGACAUGAGAAAGGCAACAGGGGCGGGAAUGAAACAAGCAAGUUCAGGCAAUAGCUUUGUGAAAAGUUACAUCAUGAACAUCUUUAAGGGUAGUGAUGGUGGCUGAUAAAAGCUCUGGUUAAUAAUGAAAUAAUAGCCAAUCUUUAGGCCUUGGGUACAUCACGCUCCUGGCAGCGACAAACAGAAGAAGUGCAUGCUAGGUGCCAGCUAAAGUCAUGGGACCUCUCUUCAGAACUAAGUUUUGUGGUCAUAAUAUGGCCUUGCUGAGGCAUGGUAACUCAUGGACAGAUGUGUAAUCGACAGCCAGCAUAUUUUGGCUUGGUUUGUGAGUUAAUCCCAUUCAUUGCUACCACCAUGGCUUGCUCCCCAUUGCUUUCCCUGAGAGCUGUAGAAUGUGCAGAGAGCUUCUGGACCGGGCUUUUGAAGAAAGCAGCACCCCUCUGCAUCUUCCAAAAAACGUGUGGAAGAAAACCUAGUCAUUCCUUUCCUCCUCCUUAGCUUGCUGCAAUUUGCCAAAGCCUAACUUGCAAUAGAGAGAGAGAGAACGUUUGUUUUUUUUCUCCCAGUUGGGUUUUUGCCGAAGGCAUCAGCAGAGAGGGACUCCUGGCAUUUUCUGCAAAAUUGCAGCUUGAUGUAUGAGAACCAUCUAUGGGAACGGAUGGAAGUGACCCUUUUGUCUGUGCAGGAAAGGGAAUAAAGGAGGGCUAAUACCCCCCCCCCAAUCCCAUGAUAGAUAGAUAGAAAUUUUAAAGAGACAACCGAAAAACACAGUUGAUGCUUUCUGUGGAAACGCCAGGGAGCAAAACCACUUUUCUUCUGAUUCGGGGUGGGGGGGAGAUGUCCCUGCCCCCCCGGGUGAGUUCAACUUCUGAAAGAAAGUGUCAGCACCUCCUUGCCGCCUGCAUCAUGAAUUGAACUGGAAAGAAAAGAGAUUGCCUCUUCAUUCCUCCAGAAAAGAGAAAGAUAGUGUCAUUUCUUCCUUUAUCCCUCUCCCCUGUUUUUGGCAGGAGGGAGCCAUGGGCUGCAAAAGCCCAACUUGCAUGAGAAAGAGAGUAUGUUGUUUUUGUUGUUAUUUAUUGCAUUUAUUUGUUGCUUUCUACAAUAAUGUCUCAGAGUGACUUAUGAUGAUAAAAGCAUACAGUAUACAAAAUACAAAAUUCACCAGAAAAAUAAAAGACUACACCUUGUUUCUUCCUCUGAAGCAUUGGGCGGGGUGGUGGUGGUGGUGAAGAGAGGUACUUGCCUGCAAACAGGAUGUGAUGGAAGUGCAGGGAUGGUCAUCAGUUGGGGGUGAAGCACUCACAUACAGUGAGGAGGCAAGUGGAUUUAUCAAACCCUGCAGAGCUUAAAGCUGGGUCUCCUUGGAGCCUUGCAGAGAGGGCCUUCUGACCGCCCUUGACAUUUGGCCAUUAGAAUUGCUUUUGGUAGAGGAUGAUUAACGAAACACUCAUCCCACCUUGAGGUCGCACAGAAAGGUGAUAGCACCAUAAAUCUAAUUUCUGUCCCUGUGCUUUGCUGCAUGUUGUCAGUCCCAUAUACACCACCUGCUCUUAAUCCUGUUUCGCUGGCCUUUGGCUUCAGUGUAUGCUGUGACCACACACACACAUUUACCUUGUUUCUGAUUACAAAAAUCAUGUAAAUCAAAACUGCCAGCUGGAACCGAAAGUGUUGAAUCUUUUGAAGGGUCUUGGGGUUUUUCCCACGACUCUACUCAUUAUCCAGAGGUUGCUCUCCAUUCUCAUCUUGUUCUUGCAAUAGUCCUGUGAAGCAAGUAUAGGCAGAGAGCGUUCACGAGCCUCUGGGAGUUUCAUUGCUGGACAAAGAAUCUGAACAUGGACCUCCAGCAGCGAAACUUAACAAUCAGUCCCCCACUCUGUUCACUUGAUGGCUUAGGUCUGGGUUGUCGAGUAUCACAUGCAACAGAACUAAAUGUGCCAAGGUGAGAGCAGGAAAGUAAAAGGCUUUGCCCUGUUGGAUUUCUGUAAAUAGCUUGGGGGGGGCAGGGAGAGAAGAGAGAACGUGUGUGUGCAUGCAUGCGAGAGAGAGUGAGAAAAUGCGGUGAGCAGCGUUGAAUCUUUCUCCACGCUGAAACUUCUUUCCCAGGCUACUUUCAGAUGUAUUACAAGACCACUCUGAGUUUGUACAUAGACGAAGUUCCAAUACUGAUUUAUUUUAGUUUCCACCGGUCGCUUUAAAAAUAUAUUCUAAGUAUAACUGUUAACUAGGUGUGCGCAAGAGACUUGUGUAGAUGAGCAGGCUCCAUGUUGUUGCUCCAUGUAAGUGGUUGAAAUGAGGCUGGAACUCAAACCAGAAUCUCAUUUCCAUGUUUAUCAAUGAAUCUAAAGAUCACAGCAAGGUCCUGGUGCUUUUGUCAUAAGCAUCUAUAAAUGGAGGCCCAAAGUUAGAUAGCAUUCUACUCACUGCUUUUGAAAGAAGUUUUGUUGAGAAAACUGUGAGAGUUGUCUCACUACUAGAAAUUCUGCUAGCUGGUGACAGCUUUUUGUAUUGGUUUCAUCUGAACUGGAGCUGGGGUUUCUGUAGUUGUGUUCCUUAGAAAACUGGUUAAAAGCAAAUUUGAGGGCUGGGAGUAAAAUUGAUUCUACCCACAAUAUGCUUGUCCUUGAAACAAGGGUCCAGAGCAGGGGUCAGCAAACUUUUUCAGCAGGGGGCCAGUCUACUAUGCCUCAGACCUUGUGGGGGACUGGACUGUAUUUUGAAGGCGGGAAAUGAACAAAUUCCUAUGCCCCACAAAUAACCCAGAGAUGCAUUUUAAAUAAAAGCACGCAUUCUACUCAUUUAAAAUCAUGCCUAUUCCCGGGCCCUCCACAGGCCAGAUUUAGAAGGCGAUUGGGCCGGAUCUGGCCCUCAGGCCUUAGUUUGCCCCAUAGUCUGGCGGUUGAGUUUCUCCUGAGACCAGGCUGACAUGAGAGAUACCCACCCAUCUUGGAAUACCACUGCUAGCUUUAGACACAAUAUUAUGCACAGCCAGGGCUUGACGUGGGCACAGGUGUCUCUUGUGAGAGAAUGUGGGUGGUUCUGUGGCAGGCUGGUGGCAAAGCCACCUCACUUCCUUUAGUGCCUUACGAAAAAUGGUCUUUGCCUAGUGGCAAUCAUUUUUUUAAAAAAGGAAAAUGCAGUUGCUUAGCAAUACUGCUGUGCCUUACUGCUUGCAGGAUGGAUCUGAGAUUUUCCAGCAUGCCUCGGGGAUCGUAGCUAUUCAUUCAAAGGGGGAAGCGCUUCCUGCCAGGCUGUGUGUGUAUUCUGCUGGCUGUGUGUGUGCGCGCAUGUGUCAAGAUGCUGAAAUCCCACGUGACUGCUUUCCCUUCUCUGACAAUCUUCCUCCUCCAGCACCAAGCCUGUGUUUCUGCUGCAUACUUGAGUCAUGGCCAGCAACGUCACCAACAAGACAGACCCACGCUCCCUGAACUCCCGCGUGUUCAUUGGCAAUCUCAACACGCUAGUGGUGAAGAAGUCGGACGUGGAGGCCAUCUUCUCCAAGUACGGCAAGAUCGUGGGCUGCUCUGUGCACAAGGGCUUUGCCUUCGUGCAGUACGUGAACGAGCGCAACGCUCGUGCUGCCGUGGCAGGAGAAGAUGGCAGGAUGAUCGCAGGCCAGGUCCUAGGUAAGCGCCUUGUGGUGGUUUUUAGCUUACCCUUUUUCUUAGGCCUGGCUGAAAUCAUUAACCAGUUCCUUUUCCAAGCACCUCUCUUGCUUCCUUAUUGCCUCAUUUCACACUCAGACAUAACACACCACUCUCUGCUAGCAGAGCCAAACAACUACAUACGCAAACCAAGCACAUACUUUCGGCUCCGUUUCGGAGACAGUCUAGAUGUCAGAGUGGAGGUGGCAAGUCUAUAAAGAGGAGAGCAAGGAAGUCAGAAUUUACAGCUAGAUAUUGAGUUGUGUGGAAGUGCAGAGUGUUGCCCAUGUUUAUUUUAUUGUAUUUAUUUUUAUUCCACCUUUCAAGGUACAGUUUCUUCUAAGGCAGCUUACAAGUAACAUCAAAACAUGGUAAACACACAGAGCAACAUCAGAAAGGUGGGGUACAAGCCUGUCUUUCCUAAUUCUCUAUUGACACCUUUUGAAGCCUUAAUCAAGUAUACCCAAAUUCUAAUGAUCCAUUCCGCAGGAUGGAGCAGGAGCAGGUUCCUGAUUUUUUCUUUUUCUUCAUCUGCCUUUCUUUCCCGAGAUCCUUCCAGGGCUGUUGGUCAUUUUGGGUUGGUGAGGGAAAAGAAAGGCAGCUUGGAGCCUUGAUUGGCUUUUAUGGAAAUAAGGAAUGUUGAUCACCAUGUAGAGGUAGCCUUUAGGUCAGGUUUUUCAUUUCUUCCUCUGUAUGUGUGGUGUUUGUGUAUGUUUAUGACAGUCUUCCUGGUCCUCACAGCAUCCAGGUGUGUGAAGCUAGGAGAGUGGAUGUCCUUGGGCAAGUCAGUGGGGAUUUGAACUAGGGUCCAGAAUGUCACAACCCAGCCCGCUCUUGUGGCUACCCUUGUCUCCCCUUUUGAGACUAGCUUAUAUGUAUUUGGCAAUGCUGGGCUGGGGCAGGGAGCCUGGCACCAAUCCUCUUCUGAGCUACUCUACCCCACUCCUCUCCAAAAAGCCUGAGCGGAGCAGCUAAAGCAUUUUUAUUGCAUUGCUCCUUCAAAGCAGUUCACCGUUUUGCCUAAGUAUAGGGAAAGGAGACACAACUUGUGCAGCCGGCAUCCCUGUAAUAUUGCAAUUGGCUCAUUGUUUCAUUAGGCAAGACUCAAGACAAGAGUGUUUAUGCAGCUCUGUUUGAAAGCCACAGUUCCAAAUUCCUCCAAUCGAAAAGCAACAUCCCUGAUCUUCAGAGAAACCAGCAGCUUUGUCUUCUCUCCCCUGCUGCCCAUAGCCCUGUAAAUAACAGUACAAGUAGCUUAGUAGCCCACAGAUAUUAAUUGGCUUAGUUGCCCAUUCAAGCUGUUUAGUAGUCACAUAAUGGCAUAUUGGUGCGCUUCCAUUUUAGACUAGCUUUCCUUCCUAGUCACUGGGACAAACUUUCACUCUGCACAUGAGACAGAGUAGAGCAGCUAUUUACAAGCUUGCUCAGCCUUGCUUGUCUUUCAUUCCAGUGUUUCCUCUGCCAGACAACAUUUUCCUGCCACCCCUCCCCCAGGUGGUGUGGAAAAAAAUUGUCUGUUCUGUGUAGCCCAUCCAUCCUGCAGUGAACCCUCUUACUUUGGAAGUGCUGCUUAAUAUAUUAGUUCUGUCACUGUGUGGCUUAGAUUUACUGCAAGGGAAAGAGUUGCACUUUUCCACCCAGCAGUAAGAAGCUGAGUGUCUAUGUUUGCAACUGGCAAUUGGCUGAAGAUCCUGGCUGACAUGAGAUGUCUUAUUCAGUAUCAUUUUUUUGCCAAACACAAUGCCUUUUUUUGGUGUUCCUGCUUGAAGCUAAUGGCUCAUAGCUUGUCUUCUACCCUCCUGGCUCUCUUGCAACUGGGCAUUAUGUUAUCUGUACCUUUUAGCAGCAUAUCCUAUGCCAUCCCUUAGGGCAAUGUGUCCCAUCCCAGAACAGAGAGAGCUCGGCAACACAUUAGUGCCCAGAUGUAUAGCAGGCCUCGACUUGUUUCCAAGAGUUGUGAGAUGCUGACUUUCAAAAUUGGCAUGUCUCUCUCUCUCUGUGUCUCUGUUCCAGAUAUUAACCUGGCUGCCGAGCCGAAGUUGAACCGGGGCAAAGCUGGGGUGAAGAGAUCGGCCACAGAGAUGUACGGGUCAGUAGCCGCACCACCUUCUCCGUCCCCUCUAGUCAGGUCGGGACCCUUACGUUUUUUUUCCAUUAUUUUAACAUUUCUGUUCUUUUUAUUUCUCUGGCUUUGUACCCUGCAGUGAGCAAUGUCUCCGUAGGUCUUAAUUGUCUAGCUGGUUGCAAGGAAAUGAAGCUGAGUGUGUAGAGGCGUGUGUAUAUGUACGUGUGCAUGCGUGCAAGCAACUCCAUGUGAAUGUGAGAGGCCAUGUGGGAGAGUGGUUUUUUUAUACCUGCGGGUGGCACAAUUUGUUAUCUUGGAUCCCAGCGCAAAGCUCAGGUGGCUUUGAAGUGUGGGUGACAGACAGAGGGAUUGUUGGAUAAACGCAGGGUUGCCUUCGCUCUUGCACUGUGAAUAACUGUGUUUAGCCUUGAUAUGCCAGACUGGGAAUGGACUCCUGAUAAUGGGAAGCGAAAGAAUCUCCUGUUCCUUUCAGCCCUCCUGAGCAGGAUUCCUUUCCUUGGUGGUCUCCCUGAGACCUGACCAUGUUUCAUGUGCUUUGUCUUUCAGGUCAUCUUUUGACCUGGACUAUGACUUCCAGCGUGACUACUACGACAGGUAGGUUUACCUGAAUGCUGUUUCCUGCAUUGUACAUGCUUCGUUCCUUCUGGUAAAAUAGGAAAGCACCUGUACACUGUUCUGUUGUCAGCAUCAAAUAGAUCAGGCCUUUUAAUUCCCUCCUUCCAAAACAUUCCAGGUGUAGGUUCCUUUUUUUGGCAUAGAGUAUAACAACCUGAGAAUGAAUUUCCAUUUUCACUCAAGGCACUUAGCCAGAUCCUGGGUUCUUGUGGUGCUUCUCAUAUUUUUAAGAACCGUCUGUUGUUAAACGGUGAGGAAGAUGAGGGGAUGCGUAGUAGAAGCCAUAGGGAUGACUUUAAUGGAGAUGGCAGUGUUUGAGGGAAAAGUGGAGGCAUUUUUUUCUUUGGCCAAAAGGAGUCUGGGGAGGAAGAAAGGGUUUUCACAAGGGGUUGUAGGUCAGUGGUAGAGUGCCAGGUUAGCAGGUAGAAGCUCCUCAAGUACCUCCCUGCUUCCCAUGUGUAGGGCUGCAAAAGUCCCUUGUCAGCAGCCCUGAAGAGCCUCUCAAUGGAGGCUGGUUCAUGGGUGCAAACAAAAUACUGUCCCACCAACCUCCACUGGCCCCCACCCAUCCUCUUUGAACCAAAUCAGGGGUUGGCUCUUUCUGCUACCUUCCUCCUCCUUCUCCUUCUCCUCCUCCAUCUCUUUGUUGUCAUUAUAGAACUCAGAAGGGAGGAGGAUGAAUUAGUUGGCCAUGCCUGUAGCUGGCUGUGGCUGCACCCACCUUUUUCCUGCCAGUCCCCUUGGGCACCAGCCGCCACUGAAGCUGCUGCCAGUCAUGGUGUCCCAAUGCCAGGACUCUUGAGUUGGUAGAAAGCAGCUGCCAGAUGGAUGGGGUAUAAAUAAUAAAAUUAUUAUUUCUAUGCUGCAAGGAGCUGUCUUAACCUUCUUGCCCAGAGGAUCUGCCUGAUCUUCUUGGGUUGGUGUGGGGAGGGAGCUUUCCUGGGACACUUACCCAUGCACAGCCUGGGAGCCACCAGUGAGCCAUUGCCCCUUCCAUACACCUCCGGUGCAGUUUGUCUCCAAAUGCCAAGAAGGGAGGAACCACAGCCAUUGAGCUUGUGCAUGAGCAAGAAGCAGAUUGAACUUACACAAAGGAAGAUGUCACUCAACAGGGAGUUGAGUGCUGGCUUCUGAUGAUGGCAGUUUUCUCUUGUGCCCCUAGGAUGUACAGCUACCAAGCGCGGGUGCCGCCUCCGCCUCCCAUUGCCCGGGCCGUGGUGCCCUCCAAACGCCAACGGGUUUCUGGCAACACCUCCCGCAGGGGCAAGAGCGGAUUCAACUCAAAGAGCGGGCAGCGGGGGUCGUCUUCCAAAUCUGGAAAGUGUAUGUGUUGAAUUUUCUGGCUAGGCGCAGGUGAUUUGAGUGGGGUGGGGGCCCUUUCUCUUGCACAAGGACUUAAACUGGGAUUCAGAAAAGUCACAGAAAGUGCCACUGAGUGGUUAAAUGUUGCGGUAGCCUUACAUAAAAUCCUUGGGGAUUGGCUAGAACUGUUCUCUUGGCAAGGCAGAAGUUCCAUUUGGAACUGGGGUGUGCAGAAGGUAGAUCGGGAUCUACUGGGUAUUGUGCAACAGAUUCUGCUUCUCACUUGGUUAACAAUGGCAGCAACUGAAAUGAUUCUUGCCCCUGAAUUAGGCUACUGAAUUUAAGAAAGAUAGGUGAUGAUUUCGUGUGUGAAAAGGCCAUAAGCUCAAUUCAGUCCUGGUGGUACAAAACUACCCAAUUCCUAGGUUCAGAUGCACCCUGCUCUUGUAAUUCUAAUUAUGUUUUUGUGCUUGGAUUUUGCUGGAAGACUUCUAAUUAACAAAGUAGAUCUGACAUGUUUAAAGUCUUCCCUGAUUUGAAACGGGCCCCUCCAUGCUGUAGUGGGUGAUGCUGAAGCUGGCAGUGGGCAAGGGUUACCCUCUUGCCCCCCUUUUAUCUCUCUUUGCCUAGCAAGCUGCUGGGAGAGGGUGAGGUCACUCUUGCCAGAGGCCUGUCCUGGUCACAUGCUGUGAGCUUGGGCUGAAGGUCAUGUGUAUCCCUAGGGCUGCAGGUUUCCAAUUCCAAUUCCUGGCGUAAAUUGCUGACUUGCCCAUAAAGAGUGAGAAAGUUUCACUACCCUGGACUGUUCUUUAUCCUAGUUUCAGAGGGGCAUCUGAAAACUCCUGGCAACAGUUGCACCUUCCUUUGCUUUUCAGCACUAUUUAUUUCCCUAUCUCUUUUUUAAUGGUGGGUUGAGAAGAAGGAACAGUGGGGAAACCUCCUCUCCCUGGGAUAAAUGCUUCGCUUAAUCUCCAGAUUUAUAUCUGUGUUAGCUGUCUUUCAGCAUCUAUUGUUGAGAUGCUGAAUAUAUUUGGAAUAGGCAUUGAGUGCCUAUGUUCAAAAAAGCUAAGCCUUUGGUAUCAGUGCUUCCGAUAAACAGUGUGCUCAUGUCCUUUUUAUUUCAGUGAAAGGAGAUGAUCUGCAGACCAUUAAGAAGGAGCUGACCCAGAUUAAGCAGAAAGUGGAUUCCCUGCUGGAAAGCCUGGAGAAGAUAGAGAAAGAUCAAAGUAAACAGUCAAAUGAAAGGGUUGGGAGGUGGAUGGGAGGCGGGGGGAGGACCCUGGAAGCCCUUCAUGGGCUUGGGACUUUUGGGGGGCUGAAGGUUGUGGGAAUUUGGCUUGAAGCAUCUCUUCAGGCUUUAUCCUUCCUCCCCAAUAAAGAGAGAGCCUUGUUUGGGAGGGACACGGGCUGUCUGGGAAUGCAUAUCUGACGUAUGUAAUUGUGGUGGUUUUCUAGGUGGGCUUUGGUUUUGGGUUUCCAGGAGAGCAACCUUGUGAUGCUCCUUCGCUGCUCUUCAAUUUAACAGCUUUCCAUAGCUAGGAGGGCAGCGCUCUAGCCCCUCCUCUAUAUUGUCGGUGGGGAGAGCAGCCACCUUGCCAAAGCCCUUUGCGUACAGCCAUAGUUCUCCGCAACAGCCUUGCAAAUGAACCCAUGGCAGCUGCUUGAUCACAGAUGUGUCGCGAGCUGCCGGCCCCUUCAUGCCUUUGCAUAGGUGGCCUGACUAGGAAGAACCGACCUCCUUCCGGCUUAUAAAAGCUCUUCUGCCUCUGGGAUGGUUCCGGCUCACCAGAGGCGUGUGGUUGGCUUGACGAGUCUUGAUGUAGGAAAAUUCCACGUGGGGCGGCAGCCCCGAGAGCUUAGGAGAGCAGGCGAGCGGUUCCGAUACCCUGCUGGACCCCUCCUCUCUAUAUCCUCCCUUCCUAGAACUGAAGAAUGACAAGUCUGAGGAGGAGCAAAGCAGCAGCUCGGCCAAGAAAGAAGAGAGCAAUGUCAAGAUGGAGUCUGAGACUGGGGCGGAUGACUCCGCUGAGGAAGGGGACCUGCUGGACAAUGACGACAAUGAAGACCGGGGAGACGACCAGGUACGAAGCUGGAGGCGGCAGAGAGCCAGGAGUGAGGAGCGCGGCUCUCCCUGUUUGCUAACUCGGCCCCUCUGCCUGUCCCCUUCUCUCUCUCAGCUGGAGUCCAUCGAGGGGGAUGACAAGGAGCCCGAAGAAGGCGAAGACGACAGAGACAGCGCCAAUGGCGAAGACGACUCCUAA